Molecule: messenger RNA, 3410 nt
Organism: Gavialis gangeticus (Gharial)
Lineage: Eukaryota; Metazoa; Chordata; Crocodylia; Gavialidae
Gene: NOL10
Product: nucleolar protein 10
Exons: 21
Coding region: 28-2091 (687 amino acids)
Biological process (GO): maturation of SSU-rRNA from tricistronic rRNA transcript (SSU-rRNA, 5.8S rRNA, LSU-rRNA)
Cellular component (GO): nucleus; small-subunit processome; 90S preribosome
Molecular function (GO): protein binding
Source: RefSeq, a predicted model, not a curated record
AGUAAAGUCCGCGCAGGCGCCGGCGCCAUGCAGGUCUCCAGUCUCAACGAGGUGAAGAUCUACAGCCUGAGCGCGGGUCGCAGCCUGCCCGAGUGGCUUUCUGAUAGGAAGAAGAGAGCACUCCAAAAGAAAGAUGUUGAUCUUCGAAGAAGAAUUGAACUUAUUCAGGACUUUGACAUGCCUACAGUUAGCACAAAAAUUAAAGUGUCAAGGGAUGGACAGUAUAUCAUGGCAGCUGGAACAUAUAAACCAAGAAUCCGGUGUUAUGAUACCUAUCAAUUAUCCCUGAAAUUUGAAAGAUGCUUAGAUUCUGAAGUGGUUACAUUUGAUAUUUUAUCAGAGGAUUACUCAAAGAUUGUGUUCUUGCAGUGCGACAGAUAUGUGGAGUUUCAUUCUCAGCAUGGCCAUUAUUACAGGACAAGAAUACCGAAGUUUGGUAGAGAUUUCUCUUAUCACUACCCAUCAUGUGACCUGUAUUUUGUUGGAGCAAGUUCUGAAGUAUACAGGUUAAAUCUGGAACAAGGAAGAUUUUUAAAUUCACUUCAAACAGAUGCUUCAGAGAAUAAUGUCUGUGACAUAAAUCCUGUACACUGUUUGUUUGCAGCUGGGUCAGCCGAGGGGAAAGUAGAAUGCUGGGACCCUAGAACAAGACAUCAGGUUGGAGUGCUGGAUUGUGCAUUAAGCAGUGUGACAGCAGAUACAGAGAUAAAUGAUUUACCAUCCAUUUCAGCAUUAAAGUUUAAUGGAGCUUUGAAUGUGGCGGUUGGAACAUCCACUGGACAGGUUUUGCUGUAUGAUCUCCGAUCCAGUAACCCAUUAAUAGUCAAAGAUCACCAGUAUGGCCUGCCUGUUAAAUCAAUCCAGUUUCAGGAUCAUUUAGAUUUAAUUAUAUCUGCAGAUUCACGAAUCAUAAAAAUGUGGAACAGAGACACGGGAAAAAUAUUUACUUCAAUGGAGCCAGAACAUGAUAUCAAUGAUGUCUGUCUUUAUCCUAAUUCAGGAAUGCUCCUGACUGCCAAUGAAGCCCCUAAAAUGAACAUCUAUUACAUUCCAGUUUUGGGACCUGCCCCAAGAUGGUGCUCGUUUUUAGAUAACUUGACAGAAGAAUUGGAGGAGAAUCCAGAGAGCACAGUAUAUGAUGAUUAUAAAUUUGUUACCAGAAAAGAUCUUGAAAAUUUAGGCCUUGCUCAUCUCAUUGGAUCACCCAUGCUCAGAGCAUAUAUGCAUGGCUUUUUCAUGGAUAUAAGGUUGUAUCAUAAGGUGAAAAUGAUGGUCAACCCAUUUGCUUAUGAGGAAUAUCGAAAAGAGAAAAUCAGGCAGAAGAUAGAAGAAACGCGUGCACAGAGAGUUCAGCUCAAGAAACUUCCAAAGGUUAACAAAGAGCUGGCACUCAAGCUGAUUGAGGAAGAGGAGGAGGAGCAGGAGGCUUCUAGAAGAAGGAAGCAAAAGAACCUGCCUAAUAUUCUGAAAGAUGACCGCUUUAAAGUCAUGUUUGAGAACCCAGAUUUCCAGGUGGAUGAGAAGAGUGAAGAAUUUAGGCUGCUUAAUCCACUUGUUUCUAAAAUUAGUGAAAAAAGAAAGAAGAAACUAAAAAUUCUAGAGCAACAAGAAGCACAAGAACAGGAAGAGGAGGAAGAGCCAGAAGGAAAACCAAGUGAUGCAGAAAGUUCUGAGAGUUCAGAUGAUGAAAAAGGUUGGGUUGAAGAGGUCAGGAAACAACGCAAACUUUUACGCCAAGAGGAAAAAGUUAAACGGCAGGAAAGGUUCAAGGAGGAUCAGCAAACAUCACUGAAACCCCAGUUUUUUGAGAUUAAAGCAGGGGAGGAAUUCAGAAGCUUCAAGGAUUCUGCCAAAAAACAAAAGCUAAUAAAAAAAACUCUUGAAGAUCGCUUGAAACUUGAAGAGAAGCUUGGCACCCUCCGUGUGUCUGACGCCACAGUAGGCAGCAAGCAGGUGACCUUCAGAUUAAAAAAGUCAGAGCAGCAGAAGAAACAGCAAGAAGCUGAGAAGCAGCAUCAUCAGGAAAGGAAAAACCUCAGACGGUCUGCUGGCCAACUUAAGAAUAAACGUGGUAGAGGGCGGCCAUUUUAGUGACUCCUCAAAGAAGCUGCCUUAUUUUCACUUGUCACCUGCGAAGUGGGACUUUAUGGCACAGGCUUUUUCCUUUUUACAUCUAAAUUAUGGAUACAAGAAAACUAGAAUUUGUUAAACCCUUUCUAAGGCAAUGAAAUGUUUACAAAAUAUUAGUGGAUAUUUAUGAAAAGACACUAAGGGCAAGGUUUUUUUAAUGACCUUGGAGUCUUAUUUAAAUUGGUACAUGAAGUACCAUGACUGGUUAUUGUGUAACCCUGGAUACGAUUCAUAUGAAAGUUGGUUGAUAAAAACAGAACUCUCUUUCUGUCUCUCUCUCUUUUUUUUUUAAAGAAGUAGUGAAUUUUACUUUAAUGAGUUUAUUUACUGUUUAAACAAAAAUGUAUUGAAGUUUUAGGCUGCUGAGAUGUAGGUUGACUCAUUUUGUCCUUAAAUUACUUGCACCAGCAAUAUAUCAAAUAGAAACCCCUGAUACUGCUUCAAGAACAGUGCACACACAGGGCUAAAGACUGGGCUUGAUGCAUACUGGUAGGUAAGGCCAUGAUUCAGCAAAUGCCUAAAUAGCAGCAUGUUGAAGUCCAGUGAGACUUCUUCCAUUUUAAGCAUUUGAUAAGUACCUUUUAUAAAUGGGAGCUACAUUUGGGGAAAAAACUUGAUUAUUCUUGAAAGAAUACCCAGUGCUAUAUUAACAUGGAGACAGGUCUUGUAUUAAAGUAUCCCUUAGUUGCCUUACCCAAGUUAAGAUAUGGAUAUACAAUCAGUUUGCCGUGGGAUAAAAGCAGCUGGGUUUUAAUGUACAUUAGCUGUUUUAUAAUAACUACCUGUACGCAUACUUUUACUUUGCAGUAAAUGAACUGAGCCACAGUAGCUUAACUUUUAUUGAAACAGAGUUAUGUCACUAUGGUUUAGCUUCCACAAGCUGUGGGGUAAAAACAGGCCUACGGGUAGUUAACACAGAGUAGCUGGCAUACAGUAAAUCCCCUUGUACUCUUACCCCACAGUAAGUUGUUUGUAUGACUGCUCAAGUGUCUUUGACAUCUCAUGAUAUAGAAUUGAAAUGUCAUGACACUUGAAACUAAAUUGAACAGCUGUCUAGCGUGUUAAAGUCGCUACAUUUUUCAAGCAGGGUGAAAUCAAACUUUGCAGAGAGGACAAGUGCAGGAGCUGAGACAUCACAUAAAUUCUGCAAAGGAGGGAAUUAUACUUUUAGUUCAUUUGGAUCUUUAAAAAGUAUUGUCAUUUAAAAAAAAAUAGCUUUUCCAUUUAUCUUUGGCUACACCAAAGGAAUUGAAAUCUCUGAAUAAAAUUUCUAUGCAUAA